AUGCCUCCGCGCCAUCAAACCCUGCCGCCCGCGGCCACCUCGUCCGCACGUGAAGCUUUGCAGUCGUUCUACUGCAGUCUUUGCUCCAAGGGCUACUCACGCAUGAACGACUACGAAGCCCAUCUCUCGAGCUACGAUCACAGUCACAAGCAGCGUCUGAAGGACAUGAAAGCCAUGGUCCGCGACCCCAACGCCGGCGCUCGCGCUCGCAAGGCCGAAGCCAAGGCGGAUGGCAUUAUUGCCAUCAAGACGCCGGCCAGCGGUGCUGCCCCCAAUGGCGGCGGUGGAGGCGGUGAAGGUGGCUUCAAGAAGGGCGGUUUCAAGAAGUCGGGCUUCAAGUCAGCAUUCGCGCCAGCGGCCGAGACACCUUCCGCCCCUGCUGCCGUGGAAGCCCCCAAGUGUGAUGUCGUGAGGCCACCUCUACCGUCAGUUGAGGACAAGGAAUCGGCUGAGGAGAGACCCGGCCUGCUGGAGAGCGAUACCGACGACGAAGAUUACGACCACUACGACCCGCGAUAUCCCACCGACUGA
This is a messenger RNA of Verticillium dahliae VdLs.17, 531 nucleotides long. RefSeq lists its product as uncharacterized. Bases 1 to 531 code for a protein of 176 amino acids. Lineage: Eukaryota; Fungi; Ascomycota; Sordariomycetes; Glomerellales; Plectosphaerellaceae. The record is from RefSeq and is a predicted model, not a curated record. The transcript is spliced from 2 exons. Gene Ontology annotation, molecular function: nucleic acid binding; zinc ion binding.